UUUAUUUGCGCCGCACGCCGGCAGCCGUGUUUUGUUCGCUCGACGCGGUUCGCACUGUCAGUCGACCAAGAGUGAAAGUCUGUGCAGGACGAGACGCUGGUGCCCAGGUGCUUCCUCAGGAACAACCUGACUCACUCGCAGAAAAUGCUGUGAUUGGAGAGCACUUGGCCUCUUUUUGAACAACACUGACGAUCAACAUGCGUACCUGGGUGCUGCUCCUGGUGCUGCUGCAGUCGACGAUUCUGCUGGCUCAGCAACCGAACGUGGUCCAGCAAUCGGCGGAGGAUGCCGGCAUUCUUAGCUGGCCGGCGCGAAUCAUGAGUUCGAUGCGGUCGCUGCUCGCGAACGUCAUGUACACUUUCACGGGCGGCACCACGGAGAAGCCGUCCUCGUUUGACCCCCUCGACCGGCAGAGCAGAAACCUCCCCAAAGCAGACGAAAAGCCGCAAGCCGAAGCCCUUGUCCAACACUCGGACGCUGUCAAACAGGUUGAGACAAACGAAAUUGAGUCGAGUGAGGUGUCUCACGCGCCCUACAGAAACAACCUGAUCAUCGACAACUUCAGCUGUUUCGGCUGCAGGGCGGCCAUCAACACGUUGAUCACCCUGGCCAGGUCGCGGCCGUCGCACGCCACGGUCCACAACGCCCUCACCCUGCUCUGUUCCACCCUGAGAAUCCAGUCGGGCAAAGUGUGCUCCGCCGCCAUGGAGCAGUAUAUCCCCGAGUUCUACUACAUCCUGAGCACCGGCGAGGUCGACGCCACUCGCUUCUGCUCCAUCAUACUUCAGGGCUUCCCGUGCAACGCGCCCGACCUCCGCCUCCAAUGGAGCGUCUCCCUGCCCACGCCGCCUCCGAAGAGCUCCAACCGCGUUGCGCGUCGGCCGAUGGCGCUGCCCACGCCCGUCAAGUUCCUACACCUCACCGAUAUCCAUUUCGACCCUGAGUAUCGCGAAGGGACCAGCAUCGACUGCGGGGAGCCCCUGUGCUGCCGACCUGAGAGCAGGUACCUCCCUGAGCACCAGCGGGACCAGAAACUGACCGAGCUGGACAAGGCGGGCUACUGGGGCGAGUACAAGGGGUGCGACAUGCCGUGGAGGACGAUCGAGGCCACCUUGGACCACAUUGCCGAGACGCACAAGGACGCUUCGUACAUCAUAAUGACAGGUGAUUUGCCGCCUCACGCGAUUUGGGACUCGAGCAACGAAGAAAAUACGAUGAUAAUGAAGGAGCUGAACAAGGCACUGGCCAAACGGUUUCCUGACAUCAAAAUCUACCCCACCAUUGGCAACCAUGAAGCUCAUCCAUUGAACAGUUUUGGCCCACUGAAACCGGUUGGACCUACAAACAUGACCACCCAGUGGCUUUUCGACGCUGCCGCCGAGGCUUGGUCGCAAUGGCUACCAGCUGAAGCCCUGGAAACCGUCCGUCAGGGUGGAUUUUACUCAGUGGAAGUGCAACCUGGCUUCAGAAUCAUCGCAAUCAACUCGAAUUUGUGUUAUGUCCUGAAUUGGUGGCAGAUUUACGAGUACAAAGAUCCUUAUGGGAUGCUGAGUUGGUUAGUGGAGGAAUUGACAAAGGCGGAGGAGAAACAAGAAAAGGUGCACAUUGUUGGGCACCUCCCACCAGGGUCAGUCGAAUGCUGGGGUCUCUGGUCUAAGCAGCUUGAUAGGAUUAUCAACAGGUUCCAGCGUACGAUCACAGCCCAGUUUUACGGUCACACGCAUUUUGAAGAGUUCAAAGUGGUUUUCGCGCCAAGAUCAAGGAAGCGGCCCCUCGCAAAGCCGAUCAGCACCUCGUACAUCGGCGGUAGCGUGUCUACCUACACCGACCUGAACCCCAACUACAAAAUCUACUAUUCAGAUGGAGGCUACAAAGGUGCAAGCUGGGACAUCACCGACCACGAAACUUGGAUAUUCAACCUGACUGAAGCCAACCAGGCUGGUCCAGACGUUCCACCGAGAUGGUUCCGGCUUUACUCAGCCCGACAAGACUUGCAGUUGGCAGACCUUUCUCCCGCCGAGCUUUACAAAGCUGCCCUUCGAAUGGUCCACGACGAUAAGCUAUUUGAAACUUUUUACGGGAUUACUGUGAAAAGGGGAGACACGUCGAUGAAAAAGGGCUGCGAUUUCAGGUGUAAGGAAGAGAUCCUGUGCAACUUGGUGACCUCCGACUAUGGUGACCAGAGCCACUGCCAAGAAAUUAAAAGAAGAAUGCUGGCCAGGAGAUGAUGUGCUUUAAGUUAUGUCCCUAUUUCUUUAUCUGACGCACAGUGCAAAGCAAAGUGAACGGACACUAGUUGCAACACAAAAAUUAAAGACUGAGAAGCAACUCAAAUACUUUGUGUGCCUUCUGUGAAAUUUCUGCACCCUCAAGAAAUCUGUUUGUAAAUAAUUUUAAUGAGCUAAUAAAGAAUUAACGUUUUUAAA
Molecule: messenger RNA, 2426 nt
Organism: Cloeon dipterum
Lineage: Eukaryota; Metazoa; Arthropoda; Insecta; Ephemeroptera; Baetidae
Product: sphingomyelin phosphodiesterase-like
Exons: 12
Coding region: 198-2228 (676 amino acids)
Biological process (GO): sphingomyelin catabolic process; ceramide biosynthetic process
Cellular component (GO): lysosome
Molecular function (GO): acid sphingomyelin phosphodiesterase activity
Source: RefSeq, a predicted model, not a curated record